This is a messenger RNA of Effrenium voratum, 1730 nucleotides long. The record is from the annotation of a GenBank genome assembly. Lineage: Eukaryota; Dinophyceae; Suessiales; Symbiodiniaceae.
ACUUGACAUAGCGCGGCUUUGAUUAAUUUUGAGUUUUGAAACAAGCAUGGGCGCCGGCAAAAGCAAGGAGGAAUCGGAUUGCAGCGACUCAAACUCUGAAGAGGACAGUGAUUCGGAAUCUUCCAGCCUUGCCGUUGAAAAUGGCGACAUGCCCGAUGGCUGCUGCGGAAGGCUGAAGUUCUUUUGCUGCUGCUCGCCACCCGAGAAGUCAAAAGCGCGGCGUGGUUCUCUUCAGCCGAAGGUCUUCUUCGUGGAGAAUUCCGGUAAGGACGUUCACGAGUACUUCAACUUUGAUGAAUCGGAUAUUUUGGGGGAGGGUGGCUUUGCCAAAGUAUGUCGCGCAACUGCGAAGAACAGUGGUGUGGCUUUUGCGCUGAAGAUCAUUGUAAAGCAGCGGGUGCCACAUCAAGAGAGACUACAGCGAGAGAUCCAGACUAUGUUCGCACUGGACCACCCGAACAUCAUCAAGGUGUACCAAUCUUUUGAGGAUGUCAAGCAGAUCUACCUUAUCAUGGAGUGCUGUGAGGGAGGGGAGCUCUUUGACGCCAUCCUGGACCAGGGCAGGAUGUCCGAGUCGGACGCCGCCAUCAUCAUGCAGCAGAUCUUCAGAGCGCUGGUCUACUUGCAUGAGAACGGGGUGUGCCACCGGGACCUCAAGCCGGAGAACUUCCUCUUCCUGAAGAAGGCCCCGGUGAAAGACAACACCCUCAAGAUCAUCGACUUUGGCAUCGCGGCGACAUUUGAGGCCGGGCGCCACACCAUAACGGCCAUGACCUCAAAGGUGGGCACGCCGUAUUACGUGGCUCCCGAGGUGAUCACGCGAUUCCCCAGGUACAACGAAAAGGUGGACUGCUGGAGCGCGGGAGUGAUCAUGUACAUUCUGCUUUCGGGCAUAUUCCCGUUCAAGGAGCAGAAGACCAAAGACACCCUGACGAGAGUGAUGGCCGGCAAGUUCGGAUUCCCCCCGGAGGUCUUCCAAGGCGUGUCCAAGGCUGCGAAGGACCUCAUCCGAAAGCUGCUUCAGAAGAGUGCGGAGCAGCGCUUGUCUGCCAAAGAGGCCAUGAAGGACCCUUGGAUCGUGAACACGGCGCAGCACGCCACCGCACCACUCUCCGGGGCGGUGAUGGAGAAUUUGCGCAAGUACAGUGCAGAGCAUCGCCUGAAGAAGGCGGCCCUGCACAUCCUGGCGCGCCAGCAGAACGAUGAGGUCUUCGCUCUGCUCAAGAAGCAGUUCAGCGAGCUGGACGAGAACGGGGACGGCGUCAUUACCUUCAGCGAGCUGAAGCAAGGUAUGAAGAGAGCAGGGCUCAGCAAUGGCUUCAGCAACCAGGAGCUGCAGGAGCUCGCGAAGGCGGUGGAUGCGGAUGGCUCCGGGGAGAUCGACUACACCGAGUUCCUGGCUGCGGCCAUGGAGCGGAAGUGCUUGGUGCAGGAGAGCUCGCUGUGGGCGGCCUUCCGGGUGUUCGACAAGAACGAUGAUGGCCGCAUCUCCAUGAAAGAGUUGGAGGAUGUCCUCUAUUCUCGCGAGGCGCACACCGCGCUUUCCAAGGAGCAAGUGCAGAAAAUUCUCGCGGAUGUGGAUACCAAUGGGGACGGUUUUAUCGAUUUUAAUGAGUUUGUUGCCAUGGUGCGGUCGUGAGUUUCCGGCAUGCUCCACCGGGGUUGAGAGCCACAAGUGCUUGCCGGAAGGCAAGCCGCAGAGAAGGGGGUGGUCAUUCACUGUGUCCCCC